Messenger RNA from Hemibagrus wyckioides, 3061 nucleotides. RefSeq names its product 1-acylglycerol-3-phosphate O-acyltransferase 2 (lysophosphatidic acid acyltransferase, beta) (gene agpat2). Gene Ontology annotation, biological process: phosphatidic acid biosynthetic process. NCBI's taxonomy places the organism in Eukaryota, Metazoa, Chordata, Actinopteri, Siluriformes, Bagridae. Gene Ontology annotation, cellular component: membrane; endoplasmic reticulum. Gene Ontology annotation, molecular function: 1-acylglycerol-3-phosphate O-acyltransferase activity. The record is from RefSeq and is a predicted model, not a curated record. The transcript is spliced from 6 exons. Bases 332 to 1144 code for a protein of 270 amino acids.
CAACGAGAACCCGGAAAUGCCUAGAAAACCUUUCGCCGCGUGCUCUCCGGUCUGAGAAGCCCACAUUUCCUUGUGGACCUCGCGGUUAUAUGUAUAUAUACACACACAGCCUGACUUUUGACUUCAUCGUGCACGUCUCUUUGCCAUUUUCCGUUCCGCCCGAUUUUUGACGUAGUCGUGGUUGCUCAAGUGUUUUAUCGAUGUGAAGUUCAAUGUAGGCGUCGCUCAGGUUCAUCUCUUGCCUAUUACACGCAGUACGAGCUCAGUGGUGUGUGUGUGUGUGAGAGUGAGUGAGUGAGAGUGAGAGUGUAUAUGUGUGUGAGGAAGCGGUAUGGAGGUUUUGUGGCUCCUGCCGCUGCUCGUUGUGCCGGUCCUGUUUUGGACCAGCACCACGUUCGUUUUCUAUUUCAAGAAAUGUUUCUACGUGGCUUACAUGAUGCUGUUGGCUAUGAUCGCCAUUCCCAUUUGUAUCGUGAAAAGCGGCGGCCGGGACGUGGAGAACAUGCGGAUUAUUCGCUUCUUGGUGCGGCAUGUAAAGUAUUUCCUGGGUCUACGCUAUGAGGUCAGUGGCUGGGAGCACUUGCAGACCGAGGGACCGUAUGUAAUCAUCUCCAACCACCAGUCAUCUCUGGAUGUGCUGGGUAUGAUGGAGGUUUUGCCUGAUCGCUGCGCCACUAUUGCCAAGAAGGAGCUGCUGUGGGCAGGAACAGUGGGCUUGGUGUGCUGGCUAGGGGGCAUCGUGUUCAUCAACCGCAAGAAAACUAGUGAUGCUAAGAGCGUCAUGGCUGACACUGCCAAGAUCAUGCUGCACGACAAGAUCCGCCUGUGGGUGUUUCCUGAAGGAACACGGAAUCAGAAAGGUGACAUCCUGCCAUUUAAGAAGGGUGCAUUUCAUCUGGCAGUUCAGGCCCAGGCACCCAUCAUUCCCAUUGUGUUCUCCUCCUAUAGCAACUUCUACCUUCGGAAGGAGAAAGAGUUCAAAUCAGGAACGAUCACUCUGAAGAUCCUCCCCAAAAUUGCGACAAAAGGCUUGACAUCUGAUGAUGUGUCGUCACUCUGUGACCGGUCGUAUGCCGUGAUGUGCACUGCCUUUCUGGACAUCUCCGGCCAGUCACCUCAGUCCAAUGGGCCGUCCAAUCACUGAGCAUUUCGGUGACUUCAUCUACUGUAUCUCUCUCAUUGCCUCUCAUAGCCGCGAUGCUCUCUGACGGCUCGAGACUUUGCAGUCAUGGUGAUUGACGGUAGCUGUGGCAACUAGACACUUCCAGUAUCUUCUUCAGUGUCCAUAUAAAGCCACAUUUUACACACACACACACACACACACUUGCCUAUAUAUACACACACACAUACACUAAGUACACUCUGGUCUCUCAUUGGGACUGUUGGAAGUGCAUGGGUGUGGAGUUGAGGGCAACGACCCUUGACUUUGCCCAUUGGAGACAGUCUGUUUGGAGCAUUUUUAUUCAGUAGGUUUGUUUCAGAAGGGAAGUUUGUUGUGGAUGUGCAUUAAUCAUGCAUGCCUUUGGACGCUUUUUCCUCUUCUUUGCUUCUUUUUUUUUUUAAAUCCUGGACAAUUUGUCGUUUCAUUUUACAUUUUUCAGCCCCUUCCCUGAUAAUCAUUUACUUGCAGCUGAUCUUUUAGGUCUUCCCAUGUUCUUUUAAACCAUUUUUCAUUUAGUUUUGGUUCAUGUUUAAUUGUUCAAUUGAUGUCUUUUGCCAUCAAGUCCUGCCUUAGGACCCAGCCAAUGAAAAAGUGUACUUUAAGUCUGACUACCACCAGUGGCAAACUUUCACCAUUUCAAAUCCUACCCCAUAAAGCAGAAGUAGGUGGUUUCGGAGGAAUUUUUCACUUGAUUGUACUCAGUGUUGCUAAUGUAUUUCCCCUUAAUUAAGCCUUAUCAUUGGAGUUUGCACGUAAAAAAAAUAAGCCUUUUUGUUGCUUAGCUUUAUUUAUUUUGUAUUCUUGCCUUUUUGCCAUUUUACCUUUUGUCCUUUGUUUUGGAAAACGUACCUCUUUAGCUGUAAAGGUAAUUUCAUGAAAUGCAGUGUUGGAUUGUUCUAGGCAUAUUUGGCUACUGAAAAAAAUAAGUAAAUGAAAUAUAGCCUAUUCAAAUGUAGUAUUUAAUAAGUUAUUUUAGUUGUGAAUUAGAAAUAGCUAUUUGUGGUGCUGUUUGCUUCACCGUGAUGCGUUUAAUCUGUGUCAUAAACUUAUUCAGUGCUGCCAGAUUAAACAGGUGGCAGAUCAAACACCACAAUCUGGCUAUUUAUUAUUAUUAAUAUUAUAAAUUAUUAUUAUUAUUAUUAUUAUUAUUCGCCUUGAGUUAAAGUUUGUUGCAUUUCAGGGUAACAUUUCAGGAUGGGUUUCUACCUAAUGGUGCAUUCAAUCUGGCAAAUUAAACAAGUAAGGCAAACGGUUGCAUAAUUCGGUUAGCACCACACACAUGCGCUAUCUUCAUGUAUGCAUAUGCUAUGUGUGUGUGGAUAAUUAUAAAAUCUUUGGUAUUCGUGUUUUUUAACACUUCCAAAUCAACAUGUGGCCUGCUAUGAAAAUAAUAUUUAGAUUUUUAAAAUAACCUUUUGGUUAAUAAUUAUUUAUUCAUGUGUAAUUAAAAAAAAAAAAAAAAUCUUGUCAUAUUGGUAUAAUCAGGUAAUAUACCAAAACAAAUGCUAUAAAGUGUUCUUGUGCCAUGUGUGUAAAGUUUCUUAGCUACCACUUACAGCACUGUGAGUCAAUUAGUGAUCAGUGAUGGAAGAGAGUAUUGAAGAGGGGUGGGGUGGGUGACGACGUUUUGAUCUGUGUUCUGCAUUUUUACCCAAUUCCGGCUCGGUUCAUUUUGUGUAAGGUUGCAUUUUUAAAAAUACCUUACUACUUAAGGUUACCUAUUCCAUAUUGGCCAGGGUAUACUAAAAAUGAUAAAAUGAUUUUUUUUUUUCUUUCUUUUUUCUUAAAGGUAUAGCCUCUAUUUUUGAGAAAUUUAGCUGAACAACAUUCUUAAAAACCACAAAAUAUAUAUUUGAAGUUGUUCCUUGUUUAUAUCUGCUUGUUGUCAUAUUUGAUUGA